CAACACCCUGACACUCUCAGACAGAGAGGUUAAUGGAUAGUGAUCGGAUAGGUUAGACAUACCUGUGGAUGUAUAUGUCAUGGAUCUCCAUCUCACCUGGAGGAUACUCUGCGUCUGGCUUUGGACCACAGCAUGCUGGGUGGAUGUUCUGGGGCAGGGGACCAGGGCUGGGGCUGUCCCUCACCUGUCAAAUAAAGAUGUUCUACUGUUGGCGGAUGAUGCAGAUCCAAAGUGUUUUACCAGGACACAGUAUGACUUCACCUGUUUCUGGGAGACACCAGGCAACAACUCGUAUGACUUCUUCUAUAGUAAUGAUGAUGGGGAGGAGAAGAGGUGUAAUCUUACCCUCCAGAGGACGGAGGAGAGGGGGGCAGUCCUCCAUGUCUGCUCCUUCCCUCCCUCUGAUGUCUUCCUGUUCAUCUUCACACACAUCAGAGUGUUGGAGAGCAGCUCCAACUACACACUCUAUGCACGCACUGUCAGCGUCGAGGACCAGGUUCUCCUGGAUCCCCCUGUGAAUGUAUCCCUUCACCCAACAGGGCAGACUGGGCAGUUCCAGGUGGCGUGGCACACACCCAGAGAGUGGGAGAACAACAUGCAGUAUGGGAUACGAUACUCCUCCCAGAGCCUGAGGGAAAGAACGGAACUGAUAAAGCCAGUGAGGUCCCCCAUCCACAGCCUGGUCUCUCUAGCGCCAGGGGAGGUGGUCAGCGUCCAGCUGAGGGUCAAACCCAUUGGCUACAGCGAGAAAGAGACCAGCGGUCAUUGGAGCGACUGGUCGGUCCCCAAAACUGCCAUGGUUCCCCAGAGUGCAGCUGAUAUCUCAUUGUUGUGCCACACUUCUGACCUGCAAAACAUCACCUGCCAAUGGAAUGGGCAGGCCUACAGAGAUGAUACCUACACCAUAUACUACACGCUGGGACCCAGUGAAAGUGAGGGCUGGAGAGAGUGUACGCAGAAUGAGAACACCUCCUACCAUUGCAGUUUCCAUGGAGCAGAGUCCAGUGAGAUACGGGUCAAACUCAGCGCUGGUCCUGCUACUUCCAGGCGGACCUUCUACACUGAGCCUUUCAGACUCAACAACAGCAUUCAAACAGCCCCUCCGGGGAGGCUGAGGGGACAGUGGGAGGGGGGCAGGCUGCGUCUGAAAUGGGACAUCCCUCUAUUGGCCCUGUCUGUCCACCUGAUGUACCAGCUCUGCUACCAGCCUCGAGAGGAGACUGUCUGGAAGCUGGUGACCCUGCAGGGCCCAGAGACCAGUUCCUGUCUGGACAUUCAGACUGGAGUUCAGUACUACAUCCAGGUCAGAGCCAGACCCAACGGGUCAGUCUACGCUGGCUACUGGAGCGACUGGUCACCCCGACUCACUGUGGACACGCCCUCAGACUUAGGUGCCCUCAUCCCCUGCAUCCCUCUCAUGAUGCUCAUUGUCUCAGUCGUCUUCAUCUCCAUGUUCUCCAGGUAUCUCACUAAGCUCAAACAGUAUCUGUGGCCACCAGUCCCAAACCUUGACAAAGUACUGCACGGCUUCCUGACAGAUAUCAAUGGACAAAACGACCCUCCCUUCAACAUCAAGCAGUGUUCAGAGGAGACCCCAGCCUGUGUCGUGGAGAUCAUGUCUGAGAGGGAGGCUCCAGGCAGAGGGAUGCUUCCCAGGGAGUUCUCCUUACUACUCUCCCCAGAACAAGACACCUCAGGCGGGGAGGAGGAGAGCCCUCCUACCCUGUUCCUGGAGGUCAGUCCGGACUACGUGACCCUGACCACGGAUGAUGUCAUCCCCCGUCUCCGAGGGAACGAGUACGUGUACGAUGGGGAGGUGGGGGCGGAGUCUCAGAGCCUGGGGGUGGGGGGAGAGGAGGUGCUCCAGGAGAGGUGUCACUGCUCCUUCACUAGGUCCUCCAGCUUCCCAUCAUCCUCUAGUAUAACAGACAUCCUCAACCGCUCCUACCUACUGCUGGCCGAGCAGCCCAUAAAGAGACUGGACUGUCCAGGGCAGCAGGGCACCCCCCAAAGCAGCAGGACCUAUGCCAACCUGGAUGGCACAAGCUCAGCCAACACAAAUGCCUGAUUGUGCUGUGCCAGAGUGCCAACAAGGGCACACAAACGCAUGAGAAAGACAUGGGAAAAAUAAAAGAAACCAAGUACAAAACACAAGGGGGAGGCUUUAAAUAUAAAAAGUGCUAUUCUCAAAACAAGGAUGUAUUUAGGAUAUUCAACGUUGCACAAUGCUGGAUGAAAUAUCUUAAUUUGUCUAGGAACAUGUAAGACACAGCUCAAGUGUGCUUGUGGAUAUAAAAUGGUCUUCAGAAUGGACAGUUACAAAACAUCAACACAAUAUCCAUUACAUCACCACUAAAACAGGUCAUUGAAUAUGUCAUUAACUUGGGCUCCCGAGUGGCGCAGCGGUCUAAGGCACUGCAUCUCAUUGCUUGAGGCGUCACUACAGAC
Molecule: messenger RNA, 2448 nt
Organism: Coregonus clupeaformis (lake whitefish)
Lineage: Eukaryota; Metazoa; Chordata; Actinopteri; Salmoniformes; Salmonidae
Product: thrombopoietin receptor
Exons: 12
Coding region: 80-2068 (662 amino acids)
Biological process (GO): positive regulation of cell population proliferation; cytokine-mediated signaling pathway; hemopoiesis
Cellular component (GO): external side of plasma membrane
Molecular function (GO): protein binding; cytokine receptor activity
Source: RefSeq, a predicted model, not a curated record